Molecule: messenger RNA, 2222 nt
Organism: Melanotaenia boesemani (Boeseman's rainbowfish)
Lineage: Eukaryota; Metazoa; Chordata; Actinopteri; Atheriniformes; Melanotaeniidae
Product: indian hedgehog B protein-like
Exons: 4
Coding region: 510-1817 (435 amino acids)
Biological process (GO): multicellular organism development; cell-cell signaling; cell fate specification
Molecular function (GO): patched binding; calcium ion binding
Source: RefSeq, a predicted model, not a curated record
CGUUUUGGAUCACUCAAAUCCCUCCAAUUCAACUGGAAAGCUGCAGCUUGUCGCACGCGGGGCGCGCAUACGGAGAGGAAACAGUCCAGAGAGGGCAUCAAGCAAAGAACAGGCGAAAGUGGCUGAUGUGACAGAGCAAAAGAAAGAGGUGGAGAGAAACCACAACACUGCAACUUGGAUAUCCGUAACCGCUCUCUCUCUCUCUCUUUAACUCUCACACCCACCAAAUCGACUUUGAACCUGUUUGUUUAAAUACACGGACUUUACAGCGUGCACACUUACGGUUGGUUCUGAAAGGAGCGGAGUUUCUCAGUGUUGGCCAGUGUUUUUGGAGAAGCGAAAACUUUUUGGUAUCCUCAUGGUGCCUCAUGGAGCUGAGGAGCUGAUCUUCAUUUAUCCGAAUUUUUCGGACGUGGUGUUGCAACUCUCACGCAUUAUGGAAACUAAACCGAGGAGGUUCUGAAGUCAUCUCUCUCUCCCCCGGGAGAGUCCUCCCUCCCCCCGGGGCGAUGCAGAUCUCCCUCUUUCCUCUCACCCCCUCUCUGUGUGCCUUGGUCCUCCUCCUCCUCGCACCUGCCACGGAGGGCUGCGGGCCGGGGAGGGGAUACGGCAAGAGGCGGCUCCCGAAGAAGCUGAUCCCGCUUGCCCUCAAGCAAUUCAUCCCGAACGUCGCUGAGAAGACCUUGGGAGCCAGCGGGAGGCCGGAGGGCAAAAUUACGCGCAUCUCCGAGCGCUUCAAGGAACUGAAGCCGAAUUACAACACAGACAUAAUCUUUAAAGAUGAGGAGGACACGGGCGCCGACAGGCUCAUGACACAGCGUUGCAAAGACAAGUUAAACUCAUUGGCCAUCUCCGUGGUGAACAUGUGGCCAGGUGUGAAGCUAAGAGUGACAGAGGGUUGGGAUGAGGACGGUCAUCACUCAGAAGACUCACUGCACUAUGAGGGACGUGCUGUCGACAUCACCACCUCAGACAGGGAUAGAAAUAAGUAUGGCAUGUUGGCCCGCUUGGCUGUAGAAGCUGGAUUUGACUGGGUCUACUACGAGUCCAAAGCCCAUAUUCACUGUAGCGUCAAGUCGGAUCACUCUGUGGCAGCCAAAACUGGUGGUUGUUUCCCUGGUGAUGCUCAGGUUAUCCUUGAAGGUGGUGCUACCAAACAGAUGCGUGACCUCCUCCCUGGCGAACGCGUCUUGGCUUCAUCAACAAUAGACGACCACGCUCUGCUUCUCUACAGCCCUGUUGUGUCCUUUCUGGAUCACCAGCCCAAUGUCACAAAGGUUUUCUACAUUAUUGGCACAGAUGUGGGACUUAACAUUACGCUCACAGCUGCUCACCUGAUAUUUACCACGGACUGUGCAGGUGGACUGAACAAGUCAGGGUGGGGAGAAACAGCUCAACAGACACUUUUUGGCUCUUUAUGGGAGGGUAGGCCAAGUCGUGGAGCAGGUCUGAGGACCGUUUUUGCCAGUGAGGUCCGGCCGGGACAGUGCAUUUUCACGUCGACAGGGGACACAAAAUCACAUGCAAGACUUUCAGUUGUUACCUUUGUGAAGGAGCAGAGGAGCACUGGGUUAUAUGCUCCACUUACCCAGCAUGGUUCUAUAGUGGUUAAUGGUGUGCUGGCAUCUUGCUAUGCUGCUGUGGACAGUCACCAGUUGUCCCACUGGGUAUUUGCCCCGGUAAGACUCUUUUACAGCCUGAUGGGUCCUUUCCAAAUGCAGAAUGAUGGGCUGCAUUGGUACCCUUGGCUUCUACAGAGGUUAGGGAAAAUACUGCUGGAUGCUGGACACUUCCACCCCUGGGGUAUUGAACAAUGACAUAUAGGAGCCACAGAAACAUGGUUCAGACUGAUAACUCCUUUCAUUUCCCUGUAUUCAGAGAUACAAACAAACAGCACAACUCUCUUUCAGUUUUAAAGGCAGCCACUGAGGAACCACCGAAUAUAACUAUUAACAGUGUAAAUAAAUUUUCUACGAACUCUAAUUGCCUUUAUUUUCUCUACUUUCAUAAACCUUUUUUAAUGUUCAAAAGAUUGAGAUAGGACAGUUUAGAGGACUAAAGAGACUUCUAUUUGACAUAAAAUCUGACACACUUCUGCAAGAGAGUCAUAAUUCUGAAAUUCUGAAAAAAAUAGUGACAAAUAUUUUUAUGUGUACUUUCAUAGGUAUGGUUAUCUGUCAAAACUGCUAAGGGAUCAAAAGUAAUUCAAAAUGAAAGAUUUU